Molecule: messenger RNA, 2589 nt
Organism: Ectocarpus siliculosus
Lineage: Eukaryota; Phaeophyceae; Ectocarpales; Ectocarpaceae
Source: the annotation of a GenBank genome assembly
AUGAACGGAGCAGCAGGAGACGUGGACGACUACUUGGAGGACUAUUAUGACGCGAUCGUCCUGUCCACGGGCCUCGGCAGCAGCAUCCUGGCAGCAGCUUUGGCGAAGGCGGGGAAAAGCGUCCUGUAUCUGGACUGCCACGAGUACUACGGCCAAGACUCCGCCAGUUUUUCCUUCACGCAGCUGUUAGACUGGGCCGAAGCGAACGGCCGGAAGCACCAUGGGGGCAAAGGCGGUGUCGCCGGCGAUGGGGGGCAGACUUGCGCGAUCUCGACAAACCAAGCGGCGAAAAUGGUUGACAGCGCUGACGCUUGGACGGCCAUUGCUAGAGCCCAUGCCCGAAACGAGCUGAAGAAGGAGCGGGAGAUGAAGGCUACCGCGGGGGGGGAGGGUGGCGAGGGCAACAGUGGCGAGCCGGGGGCAGAGACAACGGCGGAGGGAGAAGAGAAUAAGGGACAGCAGCAGGGAUCGCAAGACGCGGACACCGCUUCGACUGCUGCUGGGGCGUCAGAGCAAAACUCGCCCAACACCAACCAAACGGAGCAGCAGCGGGAUGGCGGAGAAGAGAAGGAGCCCACUGCCGAGGAAGCCGCGGCGGAAAAAGCGGCCGUGGACGCCGCGGCGGCGGCACGCCUCCAGACCCUAAACCUGCACCUCCUGCCCCUGUCCUACCACGGCUGUCGAACGCGCGCGGGGGCGCCCAGCGACGCCUGCGUCCCCGAGCGGGAGAGGCGGAAGGUCGCCGAGGAUGCCGCCGCAGCAUCCGGCCGCUUCUUGGGGGGGAGGCAGCCGCAGCCUUCCCACCCCGCCUGGGCCGGCCGGCGCGACCCGACUAUGAGAGGAGAUGGGGGAGCAGUCGGGGGGGAAGAAGAGGGGGUGCACCCGUCGUUCUGGGGGUACCGUACGGAGCGGCGGCCGGGCGCGGCGGAUCUCGUCCGUCUGUCGCGGUCUUUCAACCUGGACUUGACCUCUCAGGUGCUGCUUGCCACCGGGCCCGCGGUGGAUGCUCUCGUCAAUUCCGGCGUGGCGAGCUACCUGGAGUUCAAGGACAUGCAGGCGGAUGUCUUCGGCACCAAGCUCCUGACUCCGCUCGAGAAGCGCCGCCUCAUGAAGUUCCUCCUCUUCGCCAGCGACUGGGGCCUGCAGAGGCGCGGAGAGGACGUCCUCUCGCGUAACGAGGCCGGCCUGGGGAGGGGCCGCAGCCUGCGGCGCCCCCAGAACCGCGAAGCCGCUUCGGGCGACUUCGACGCGGAAGCCCACGCCGGGAAGCCCUUCUCCGGGUUCCUGAGGGGCUGCGGGCUUCCCGAGCGCGUGCGCGCUAUGAUCACGCACGCCCUCGCCCUGCUACCCGGGGGCGACGAGGGAGGGGAGGGGGGAGGGGCGACGACGGAGGAGGGGCUGGAGGCUGUGUACAGGCACCUUUCCGCCCUCGGGCGUUUCGGCGAAACGGCAUUCAUCGCGCCGCUUUACGGCGUCGGCGAGCUGUCCCAGUCGUUCUGCCGAAUGGCGGCGGUCCACGGGGCGAUCUGCAUGCUGAGGCGUCAGCUGAGGGGGGCUGUUGUUGACCGGAAUUCCGGGAGGUGCGUCGGAGUCGUCGACGACGCCGGGCGGGCCUUCGCGUGCUCGUUCCUCGUCGUGGGAGGGGAAUUCUUCGCCGCAUCCCCUCCCACCAACACCCACCAACCGACAAAGACGCCUGCUCCAGAACGACUCUCUGCGCCACACCCACCACCACCACCACCACCGCCACCACCAGAAACACUCCCUACCGCCGGCACCGGUAGCAGCAGCCGCGUCCGCGGAAGGCUGCUCCGCCGAGUCGUCCUGGCCUCCGGCCCGGUGGCGCCCGAGGGCAGGGGGCGGGGACUGUGCGUCUUGCCCCCCGGCCUCCAGGGCAUCGGAAACCCCGCGGCGGUGCACGUCGUGUCCCUCGACGACACCACGGCGGCCUGCCCGGAUAACCUGGGCGGCGCCUGCGUGAUUCACCUCACUACGACCACCGCGAGGGCGGGCGAGGCAGACGACAGCAGCCAGGCCGGGGGGGUAGGGUCGCAGGGGGCACCGACGAAUCAAGACAGGGAGGGAGAACAAGAAGAAGUCCCGGCGGGAGCUAACGCUAACGUGGAUGGGCCGGGGGAUGAGGAUGGGAGAGACGGGGUUUUGGGGCGAGCGUCCAGGGAGCUGCUUGCCGCUGCUGGGGUGGAGGAGAUCUGGAGCCUUGGCUUCAGCUGGGACAUCCAAGGUCCGCCUAGGCCGGAAGACCUGCCGGCGAAUAUGGUGGUGUGCGAACGCCCUGGCCAAGAGCUAUAUUUGCACGACGUGGUCGUUCAGGCGGAGCGCGACUUCGCUCGACUGUUCCCGGGCGAGCCGUUCUGGCCGCCGCCGGCCGGGCAAGGGGAAGACGGGGACGACCAAGCGGACAUGCUCGAGGCCGCCGCGUCCGCGGUCACAACAACGGGGGUCGAUGCGGACACGGAGGGGGGGGAAGGGGGAGAACAAGAGGAGGAGGGAGGGGGAGACGCAGGGAAACAAGAGGGAGAGGGAGGGGGAGACGCAGGCAGGGAAGAGACGGGGGGUGAGCACGGGUAG